CGUUAUCAACCAUCCAUCGCCACGCACUCGACUCGCUUCUGGCAUCGACGGUGUCUGCCGCGUAACGCGCAAGACUUUCGCUCGCAGCUCGCAUUUUUUCUUCUUCUUUUCUUGCGAGCCCGAAACGUCGACAAUACUCAACACCGCUUCUCGACCUCCGCGAACCAAACGGCGAAAUGGCGACUCCCCAGUCCACCGGUUCCCAAGACGACCUCGGCGAGGGCAAGAAGCUCGAGCAGAUCACGUUCCGUUUCUGCUCGGAGUGCUCCAACAUGCUCUACCCCAAGGAGGAUGACGACGCCCACAAGCUCCAGUUCACCUGCCGUACUUGUCAGUACACCGAGGAGGCGGCUUCUACCUGCGUCUUCCGCAACGUGCUCAACAACUCGGCCGGAGAGACGGCGGGUGUGACCCAGGAUGUUGGCUCGGACCCGACGCUUCCACGGUCGAACAAGACGUGCCCCCGGUGUAAUCACGAGGAGGCAGUCUUUUUCCAAUCACAGGAGCGCAGUGCUGAAACUGGCAUGGUAAGCCGACAAUUCCGAUAUCGAGGGGCUUCAUUCCUGGACUUGGGCCUUGAACUGGCACAGUCUUGAUACCUGGGCUUCGUCAUCGACUGAACAACUGACUAACGUGGCUGUGUCGCAAGAAACUGUUUUAUGUUUGCUGCGAAUGCGGUCACAUUUUCGACUAACGACUUUGACGAAUGGAUACCCGACGACGGGCGGCUGCUGUUUCUGGACAUGGAUUGGGAGGCGGCUUGGGUGACGGAGCGUAUCAGGCAUCUUGCGAUCGCUUUUGCUGUUUCCUUCUUUCUUACUUUUUUUUGGAAGGCGGCGUCAAGGAGUCUGGCAGAGACAUGGAAUAGGCGUAUAUACAACAACGCAGUCAAUCCCAGACUACUGUCUAUUGUGGCCUCUGGCUCUCGAGAUGACUGAAUGGGUAUGGGGGACUGGUGGAGCAAAACGCUUCGCCCUCCUGCGUUCAAGAAUUGCAUUUUUUGGUUCAAAAGAAAGGUUUCAUCA
Messenger RNA from Purpureocillium takamizusanense, 1025 nucleotides. It is a transcript of the gene RPB9, whose product is annotated as DNA-directed RNA polymerase II core subunit rpb9, variant 2. NCBI's taxonomy places the organism in Eukaryota, Fungi, Ascomycota, Sordariomycetes, Hypocreales, Ophiocordycipitaceae. Bases 177 to 596 code for a protein of 139 amino acids. The record is from RefSeq and is a predicted model, not a curated record. Gene Ontology annotation, cellular component: RNA polymerase II, core complex. Gene Ontology annotation, biological process: maintenance of transcriptional fidelity during transcription elongation by RNA polymerase II; transcription-coupled nucleotide-excision repair; DNA-templated transcription. The transcript is spliced from 2 exons. Gene Ontology annotation, molecular function: nucleic acid binding; zinc ion binding; DNA-directed RNA polymerase activity.